CGUCCUGAUUUCGAUGCGUGCGUUAUCUUUCUUCUCAGCCUGCUACUUUGCUCAACAACAGUGGAGUCGCGAGAAAAUGGCCCUGAAGAACGAUUCGUCCGCUGAGAACACGAUGUGUAUAGAGAAAAAGUCGGUGCCGAACCGUGUAAUUUUAUCCUGUUGGGCAUUCACUACUCAAACGCCAUUUCUGAGACCAUCCAACUCCGGCCCCAACUCCAACUACAAGCCGAGUAGCCAUUUUGUUCGUCCAAGCGUUCUUCUUCGUGACCUUCGCUGCUCAGUUAUGUCAACUGCUGAUAAGUGUUUCAGAUUUCUUCUCUUAUUCGCUUCUCAAAAUCCACUUCUCGACAAGGUGCUAUCGUUGUCUUCUCAAUUUCAAGGCUUCUGCCAACAGAUUAACUGCAGGAACUACAGGAAUGUGAAUUCUCUGUACAAUCACAAUUUUGCUGCCGUUUUACCCGGAGAUUCAGUGGCAGGAGUUGUGGUGGCUAAUGGUAUCCUAAAUUUCUUGAACAUUUAUAACACGCUUUUGAUUGUCAGGCUUGUUUUGACCUGGUUUCCGAACACUCCUCCUGCCAUUGUUAGUCCCCUCAGCACUUUAUGUGACCCUUACUUGAACAUAUUCCGUGGAAUUAUCCCACCACUUGGAGGAACUCUUGAUUUUUCUCCCAUACUAGCAUUUCUGGUUCUGAAUGCCUUUACCAGCACUGCUGCUGCGCUUCCUGCGGAACUUCCAGCUACGGGAACACCUGAAGAAUCUCCUGUAUCUCUUGAUAAGUUUACUAAUAUUACUACAUCACAGAAGAAAUGGAUGAGAAGGCUUCACGGAAACAGGUCAAAGAGCAGCGGUGGUGCCAAUUAGACCUUUCAGUUAAUUUUGCAUAGUUUACUCUUUACAUUUUUCCGCAUUCUUAGUUAUCAUAGUCUUAUAGAUAUGCAGUCUGUGUAUUCUUGUACCGUUUGAGAAAUGGACAAUACCUUUCCGGCUUUUACCUUGUCUUCUUUAGGCUGAACUGCCAAAAUUCUUCUCCUAUACAUUGUUGAUAUUAAUUUAUUUUUCAUAAGCUGGGAGAUGUGUUGAUCUGUCA
Molecule: messenger RNA, 1088 nt
Organism: Carya illinoinensis
Lineage: Eukaryota; Viridiplantae; Streptophyta; Magnoliopsida; Fagales; Juglandaceae
Product: ylmG homolog protein 2, chloroplastic
Exons: 3
Coding region: 14-862 (282 amino acids)
Biological process (GO): chloroplast fission
Cellular component (GO): membrane
Source: RefSeq, a predicted model, not a curated record